AUGGCCCGCUUCCGCCUCACCGAGGCCCUCAUCGCCUCCGACCCAGACGGCUUCCAGCGCGCCACCCAGUCCCCCUUCCUCCGCAACGCCGCCCGCGGCGCCGUCCCCAAGGACGUGCUCGGCCGCUGGCUCGCCAACGACCGCCUGUACAUCCACGGCUACAUCCGGGGCAUCGGCCGUCUGCUGAGCUUCCUCGCCCUGCCGCAGACGGUGCCAGAGCGAUCCGCGGCCAGCGGCGCCGAGGACGACGACGAGGAUCGCGAGACGCCCGCCACGCGCCUGCUGGCCUGGAUGAUCGACGCGCUCGUCAACAUCCGCCGCGAGGAGCGCUUCUUCGUCGACACGGCGCACGACUUUGGCAUCGUCGUCAACCUCCCCGCUUCGGCGGAGGGACGCGUCCCCGACGAGGCAAAGAUUGAGGGCCUGCGCCGCUUCGAGGCACUUUUCGCGGGUCUGGGGCCCGGGCGGGGAGAUGUCCUGCCCUGGCUGGAGUGUGCCGUCGUGUUUUAUGGCACGGAAAAGUGCUAUCUUGAUGCAUGGUCGUAUGCCAAGAGUCUGCUCCAGGAGGGCGCUGACCCGGCCGCAGACGCCGAUGGGGGCGCGCUGCGAAAGGAGUUUAUCCCGAACUGGACGUCUGAGGAGUUUAUCGAGUUUGUGGACGAGCUAGGGGACCUCAUUAACGAGGCUGUUGAAAUUGAGAUACGCCAACGCGGCGAAGGCGCCAAGCAGGAGAUACUCGAGCGGUCACUAGCAAAAUGGCGAGAACUAUUGGCCGCGGAGCAGGCGUUUUGGCCAGCCAUGCAAGGAUAA
This is a messenger RNA of Purpureocillium lilacinum, 810 nucleotides long. RefSeq lists its product as uncharacterized. The record is from RefSeq and is a predicted model, not a curated record. NCBI's taxonomy places the organism in Eukaryota, Fungi, Ascomycota, Sordariomycetes, Hypocreales, Ophiocordycipitaceae.